Fomitiporia mediterranea MF3/22 is the source of this 2655-nucleotide messenger RNA. RefSeq lists its product as uncharacterized. The transcript has 13 exons. Bases 1 to 2655 code for a protein of 884 amino acids. Lineage: Eukaryota; Fungi; Basidiomycota; Agaricomycetes; Hymenochaetales; Hymenochaetaceae. The record is from RefSeq and is a predicted model, not a curated record.
AUGGAUUACGACCGCUACGAUGCCUUCCUGCACCACAUCUUCAAGCAGACUCAGGGGGACGCAUGGUUCCGCCCUUCAGAAGAUAAUCUUAGUGCUGGUGUAGCGCUAAGAAUCGAUCAUGGUCGCUUCCGCGUGUUUCCCUAUGAGAACCUUGAGCUAGAGCCAUUCGAGACUGCCAUCACGGCACUCAAUCCCAUGGUCGCUGUCAAGGUGCGAAGUGCUGCUGUGCAUGCUGUACUGGCUGAUGUUGGGCCAGAAGACAAGAGUGUGUAUGUCGAUGUGAACACGCGCAUACAGGUCAUCGACACGAUGCUCAUGCUUCCGCACGCCGAGAAGGAGCAGAGUGCUGCAUUUAUUCGCGACGAACGUGUGAUGGUCAUCUGGUCAGAUGACCUCGACGCGAUCAUCCCGACAUGUAAGGACUUUGAGGAUCGUAUCAUUAAACUUCUUUGGCGGUCUCGCCCUGCUGGUUUGUCUACACCAUCCUCGCUUCCCGGGUACCGUUCGUAUGCUGGUUCUAUUGCCUCUGCAUCCGUUCAAGGUGGAAGCGAUGUGGGUGGGCUUCUUGUGUCUGGUGGUCAUGAUGGGAGCAUGCGGGCGCGGACGCGCGAGAGUCGUGCGAGCUCUUCUCGCCCCGGAACGGGUCCUACACCAAGCCAGAGUGCGAGUCAGACACAUGCACCAGUUUCUGGUGGAGACCUUGAGAAAGGACAUCCUGCAGGACGCGGGGUCAAGCUAUAUGCGCCGGUCUACAAUGGGAUUGCAGCUGCAUUGUCGUUGUACUUCAUGUGCGCGGGUGUGAGCAUCCUUCUCCAGGAAUGGGCGCUUGACAAUGAGUUCAUGAGAUUUGUUCUCGUUGCACUCAUCCCAUUCUUGUUCUCCGUUUCGCUGUUCUUCUCCCUGCAGAUUGUCCAGAACUGCUCCUACGCCAUCGGCCCUAUCGCUCAGUACUAUGAGAAUUCUAAGUACUACUCUGCGAUACCACCACUCCCUAAUAAGGUAGUCGACAACAACCUUCCACACGUUACCAUCCAAAUGCCGGUAUACAAGGAAUCGCUCACUCAAGUGCUUGCUCCAUCAAUUGAGAGUAUCAAAAAGGCGAUGCAAACUUAUGCGCGGCAGGGCGGGACGUCAACGAUCUUCAUUAACGACGAUGGCCUGCAACUUCUUCCCCCAGGCGAUCGCGACGCUCGCAUUGCGUACUAUACGGAUCAUAACAUCGGCUGGGUUGCUCGUCCGAAACAUGAAGACGGGCCUGAUGGGUUCAAACGUGCAGGCCGCUUCAAGAAAGCGAGUAACAUGAACUAUGCCUUGAGGAUUAGCUUGAGGCUUGAGAAACACCUCGCAGAGCUGAUGGAGAAAGAAAAGGAAAAAGCUGUUUCGGGUAAUGAUUCUUUGGAAGACAGGGCGUUAGCUCUGGCAGUGGAAGAGGAAUUCGCCUCAACUGGCGCAAAAUGGCGUCCAUGGGCAGGCAAUGGCAAAGCAAUUCGGAUGGGUGAACUCGUGCUUAUUGUCGAUUCGGAUACUGUCGUGCCGGAGGAUUGUUUCCGAGACGCGGCUCGUGAAUUAGCAGCCUGCCCGACUGUUGCAGUUAUUCAACAUGAGAGCGACGUCAUGCAAGUUGCACAUCAUUACUUCGAGAACGGGAUUGCGUACUUCACGCGGAGGAUAAACAAGUGUAUUUCCAUGACUUGCGCAAACGGUGAGGUUGCACCCUUCGUAGGACACAAUGCCUUCCUCAGGUGGCGUGCAAUACAGGAUGCAUCUUUCACGGACAAAGACGGUGUUGAGAAGAUCUGGUCCGAGUCGAACGUCUCAGAAGACUUUGACAUGGCACUACGCCUGAUGAUGCGCGGAUACAUCAUUCGUUGGGCGCGGUACUCUAAUGGAGGAUUCAAAGAGGGUGUCUCGCUCACUGCUGAUGAUGAAUUGAAUCGAUGGCAAAAGUACGCUUACGGGUGUAGUGAACUUCUGUUCUACCCGAUUAAGGAUUGGUGGAGGAAAGGGCCAAUAAAUCAUCAAAUCCAUCGGUUCAUCUGGGGUCCAGCACCAUUGCAUUACAAGCUCAGCAUGUUGGCAUACAUGUUCUCCUACUAUGGUAUUGCGGUGUCGGUCACGAUCUCGACUGUCAAUUAUGCGAUUCUAGGCUUCCAGUUUGAUGUCGAUGGCUACUAUAUGCAUAGUUUUGAGAUCUGGCUUGCGACAACGAUUGUGUUCCUUGGGCUAGGUAACCUGGCGUUCACGCUCCUUGAGUACCGUCUUGGAGAACGCGAUUUAUUAAAGGCUUUCUGGACUAACAUCAAGUGGAUUCCGUUCUUCUUCUUUUUCUUUGGUGGCCUAUCAAUCCACCUAUCCGUGGCCAUCCUUGCUCACCUCUUCUCUUACAACAUAACUUGGAGUGCGACCAAGAAGGAAGUCGAGCGAUCAAAUUUUUUCAAGGAAGUGCCUAAGAUCCUCAAACGCUUUUGGCUUGCCUUUGGUAUCGCGAUAAUCUUGCUUGGAGGGAUGGCCGUGCUGAGCACAAAUAUUGUGCCGAUAGAGUGGAGGGUGGACUCGAGUGCGUGGGCUGUCAUCUUCCCGCUUGCCGUCGUGUGUGCUUGCCACAUUCUCUUCCCAAUUGUGCUCAACCCAUACCUCAUGGUGUUCUCGUACUAA